AUGAGUCUCAGCAGCCUCGAGGCAUACUCCCCCGUGGCUGGGUCUAGGGAAGGAAAAAAAGUGAAUUUCUGUUCAAAAAGUGGACCCAGCCAUGAGGGGAACGCAGCGACAAGUCCCUCUGCAUUCCCGUCUUCAACAAUUGCUUCCCCAACGCUCACUGCCGUAGCAGGUUCGGGCGUGAGCUCUGCAGUGGCGACAACGCCUUGCUCGGGACUGGUUUCGGGGGGACUGGACAUUUCCCCCGUUUGCGCCACGAGCGCGUUGUCCAACGCUGCGGAGAAACGCACGACGUUCUUCCAGCACGGUGAUGGAGAAAUUCCGCGGCCUACCUCAGCACCCCCCCAUCUGGAGAAAUCCUCGUCGACUCUCUUCGCCUUCCCGCCUAGCGGAUCGACGCCGAACCGCCUAAUCGAUAUCCGUUGCGAUGAUCUGUACCAGGAAUUCUACAGGAACUUGUCCCAGACAAACCCGAAGCUCCCAAAGCCUUUGGAAGAGGACCAGUCUUUCCUGGACCUCGCUUCGCAGAAGAAAGACCGCCGUCGAAGUACUCACGCGGCUGGCUACUACAACGGCAGCAACCGGGAUGUCAGAGGAGGCGGUUCGAGCAACGCUGCGAACGAGACACUCUCUUGUCCUUCAUUGCCCUCAUCCUUCUCCUCCACGUCUUGGGGCAACGUGGGGCCAGGAUCGCCCCAGGAUGAGGACGAGGGGACAGCGGCAUCGAGACACCUGCCGUCGGCUGCCGCAAUGAACGCGGCUGCACUCGCUCUGGUUGACGAAUUACAGAAUCGGCAAGACGCUGCGAAUCUGGUCUCCACCCGAGCCUUGAGCCUCGCUGUGUUGGCUGCAACAGGGGGAGUGCCCGGGGCGUCGGCGGCUGUGGAUCCGUCCAGAGGCGGAGGCGGGAAGGCUGCUGAGGAGACCGAUCCAGCGCCGGCGAGCCUGUCAGCAGCUGCAGCCGCCGCCCUCCUCCAGGACGCGCACGCCGCCUGGAAAGAAGCUGGAGCGAAUGCGGCUCUGCUCCCCGUGGUGCAAAAAUGGACUGAGGCGAUUCUGAACCGGUGCCCGGAUGCACAGAUUUGCGGGCCAAGUCCUACGAGCACAGCCGUUGGGGUUUCAGGUAGCAACACAACGUCGAGCAGCCACCAUUACCAGCGGCGGAGCUCUCUAACGGCGGCAAGUCUGUGUUCUGACGGACCUCCAGGGGACAGCUCAGUUGGGUCUUCCAGUCUCCGUUCUUCCCAGCGAAAUCGGUCGCCCCCCCGUGCGUCCUCCAGCUCUCCGAACUCGAUGGUGUUUCCGUUUCCCAUUUCUGCCAGCAUUUCCCCGUCUUCUCGAGGGCGCACAGGAGACAACGCGAGCAUGGACUCGAGGAGCUGUCAUCUGGAGGUCGAUGACAACGGCUCCGGCAGAAGAAGUCGAAGUGCCUCCCACGACCGUUCUUCUCGAAACCGGCCGAAUGGCCUUGCUUCCUCUGAGGAAGAAGGUUUCCGCCACCCGAUGCAGGCGAGCGUGGCAGCACCGGAAAUGCCGCUCUCCUCCUUGGACGACGUUCCCCCUCUUGCGCAUCACCAUGCUUCCUCGGCGUCGCCUGCACUGGUUAUGGCUGCAGGCCUUCCUGCCUUCCUCACGUCGCACGGGGUCUCCCCGGCGGCAGAGAGCUUGACGGCUUCGGGCGGGCAGUCUGUGGCCGCCCUGGAUGGCCCCGAGCAGGUUCGCGCGGCUGUAACUGCGACUCAGCAACAGCACUUUCUCCAAGCUGUGUCGGCGCUUCGAGGCUCUCUGGCUUCCGCCCCGCCAGCUGGGUUUCUCGCAGAUGCAGACCCAGUCGUCCUUGCGGCUGCAGGAGCGGGCGGCCUUUCGGGAGUCUUGCACCCGGCUCUGUCUGUGGGGGGGCCUCUGGGAACCAACCCGGCGGCAGCGGUGGCGCUGCUUUCUGCGAUGGCAGGAGCGGCGGGUGCGUCGUCGCCGGAUGCGCCGUUGGGGCUGCAGCAUCUUUCCAGUCCGACGGUGGGGCCUCUGGGGCUCGACUCGGGACUGGCGCAUGCAGGGAACAGCGGCGCCGCUGGAGGCGGAGCGAGCGUAGGCGGCGGGGAUGCAAAUGCAGCGGCGAUGAUGCAUGCACUCAACCUAGCGGUUCUCGGACAGGCGUUCCACCAUCGCACGAGGGAAGCGCUAGGCGAAAACAACAGUGAACGCACAGGACCGCGAGCCUUGCCCGUUCAGACACCGGGGGCCGUUGCAGCAGCGGCGGCGCAGGAGGCCGCGGGAAACGCUCAACUGUUGUCUUCCGUGCUGUACCCACUCUUGAAUGCGCAGUCAACGGCGUCACUGGGGUUGUUGGGAGGUGCGCCAGGCCAGGUUUCUUCUCAUGCCGCUCCUCCAGGCAUGGUCCUGGGUGCGGCCAGAGACCCGCGUGGAAGCUUGCCGUGUAUGGUCGGCGGGGCGCCUUCGCUCGGAGGGCAUGACAUGUUCUCUGGGGGCCUGCAGCAUCAACGAGGCCCACUAGGAGUGGGUGGUCAAACGCUUCCUCCUGCUGCCGCUGCCUUGCUUGCAACUGCGACGAGGCUCUCCCAAGGGGGACCUCCUGGCCUCGGACUUUCUCCCGGAGUUGCGCCGCUCACAGUACCUCAAGGCGUUGAUAUUCACGCGAAUUUCCUUCAUCAGCAGCGCGUGGCUGCAGCGGCUGCGGCGCACCAGACGGCCGCGGGCGCCGGCGUGCAUGCAGCUGGAUGGGGUGGAGUCGGCGGCGCGUCCAGCGGCCCGAACCCUGCGGAUGCGAAUGCGAGUCCACGCCCGAUGUGCCUGUUGCCGACGCAAGGCCUGGAAGCUCUUGGUACAGACGCGCACUUCCGGGCAGCGCAGGCGGGUCUCGCUUUCGCUAAUUACUACCAGGCGGCCGCGAGGGACUCGAAGCAGACGGGGCCGUCCGGCGUUCUUCAGGGAGCUGAGGCAAAAGGCAACGGGCGCAGUCGACCGGUCCGGCUGGACCCCCGCGGGAAACAAGGCGCCCAGACGCAGCAGCGUUUCGUGGGUGGACUCGGAGACGGUCUAGAUGCACGCUCCGCUGCGGUGCCCAACGCAGCCGCUGUCAGUGUCAAAGACGGUGGAGCGGGAGGGAGGAAGGGAGACGCAAAAGAAGACGGGGUUGGCGGUAGAGGACUGGCGGCUGCCGAGGGCGUGCCGACAGGGACGGGAUGUGGGAACGGACCAGGAUCGCUACUUACAGUCGCCGCUGCAGAGGAUCUUGUGUUUGGCAAUAAAUACAAAGGCAACAUCGAAAUGAUCGCUCGCGACCAAAUCGGCUGCCGCAUGCUGCAGCGAAAACUCUCGGACGCAAAUCCGGAAGAGGUGGAAGCCAUCCGUUUAGAGGUUCUCGAGUGCGUCGUCGUGCUCCUCGUAGACCCGUUUGGAAACUACCUCGUACAGAAAGUGGUGGAGCAGUGUGAGGAGCCGCAACUGCUGCAGCUGGUCAGGAAGAUCCGCCCUCGCCUCGUCGAUAUCUGCCUGAGCCCUCACGGGACUCGAGCUGUUCAGAAGCUGAUUGAAGUCUGCGCGGGCCUGCCGAUAAACAGUACGGCGACGAAUGAACUGUUGGCGGCCUUGCGGCCGUCCAUCGUUCUUCUCGCCAAGGACGUGAACGCAAAUCAUGUGGUUCAGAAGAUCCUUUCUUCGUUCCCAGCUGCGCGCUGCGAGUUUGUUUUUGCUCAAGUCAAGAAGCACUGCGUGGAAAUCUCGACAGAGCGCCACGGCUGUUGCGUCAUGCAGAGGUGUAUUGACGCGGCGCCUCCACGGGCAAAGAGUGAGAUUCUUCAGGAAAUCGCGGCGAAUGCACUGGAGCUCAUGCAGGACGCGUUCGGCAAUUACGUCGUGCAAUACGUGCUGGAUCUCCAAAUAGAUGGAUUCAACGGCGCGGUGACGGGGGCACUGCGGGGCCACAUUCGUGAACUUUCCAUGCAGAAGUUCUCUUCAAACGUCGUUGAAAAGUGUUUGAUGCUGGGCACUCCAGAGCAACGCAGCCUGAUUGUCGACGAAUUGCUGGCCGACGGCGAGGGUCUCAAGGACAUGCUCCUCGACUCGUACGCGAACUAUGUUAUUCAGCGAGCCCUCACGGUGUCCUCUCCAGCGGCUCAGCAGCAACUUCUGCUGGUUAUUCAGCCUUGCCUCUCUCAGCUGCGCCAGACCCAGCCCGGGAGUCGCGUGGCUCACAAACUGGUGAAGAAAUUCCCCAGCAUCUUGGCCCCCGCGUCAGCGACGUGCGUAGGGGGGGGCGAGGGUAUCUCGGGUUUUAGUGACGAUGCAUCGAAGAAGUCACUUCGGGGGCAAGCGAAGGCAAUCCCUCAGGUGAAGGGGACGGAUGGGGCCAACGAUGUCGGGCCGCGUCCCGCUCCCCGCCCGAAGAAGAAGGAGAAGCCCGAUAAAAGUUGCGAGCGGAAAGGGCCGGCCCCAGCGGUGGGGAAACCAAGGCGACAGCGCGAGGUGGAGACAAGCCAGUACAACGGCCGAUCGGUGAAUGGUGACCACGACGCGACAGAUGUCGUGGAGAAACGAGAGGCGUCGGAAGAGUCCAAGGAGUUGCUGUCGAGUGAUAGCUGCGUCGAGGCGAACUGCUAG
This is a messenger RNA of Neospora caninum, 4614 nucleotides long. RefSeq lists its product as hypothetical. Gene Ontology annotation, biological process: post-transcriptional regulation of gene expression. The coding region runs from base 1 to 4614 and encodes 1537 amino acids. NCBI's taxonomy places the organism in Eukaryota, Apicomplexa, Conoidasida, Eucoccidiorida, Sarcocystidae. Gene Ontology annotation, molecular function: mRNA binding. The transcript is spliced from 10 exons. The record is from RefSeq and is a predicted model, not a curated record. Gene Ontology annotation, cellular component: cytoplasm.